AAAGCCCCAGGACGGAACGAGUCCAUCUCUCUUUAAAUGGAGUUGGUUGUGCAGCUGCAGUAUAACCAAUACUGCACUUAUUACCCAGACAAAGACAAGGCUCAUUUGAGAGAGAGAGAGAGAGAGAGAGAGAGAGAGAGAGGCAGAGAGGCUCUGUUCUUCUUCCUCUCUCUGUACAAUGAAUGGCAGCACUACGGAGAGGUCUGCUUGGAAGAGAUCAAAACCCAGAUCAGAGAUGGAUCCGAAAGUCAUCAGCUUAGACAGUACUAAGAAGAAGAACAAGAAAAACAUGAAAUCCGAGAACAGAAACAAACCCGCCAAGAGGUGCUGUUUGGUUACGUUUGAGGAAUUGCCGGAGUACAUGAAGGACAACGAGUACAUACUGAAUUAUUACAGAGCCAAUUGGCCUCUCAAAGAUGCCUUUUUCAGCUUGUUUCGUUGGCAUAAUGAGACUCUCAACGUUUGGACGCAUUUGUUGGGGUUUGCCCUUUUCGUGGGGUUGAUGGUUGGUAAUCUGAUGGAUGUGCCUCAGGUGGCAGAUAUCUUCGGUAUAUUUGUCAGCCCUUUUCCCUCAAAUGCGGAGGCCAACGUCUCUCACAAUUCAAACGAUUUCUUUUCGGGGGCAACAAACUUCAACUUGAAGAAGCAGUCAGCAGCGCUGGGAAUGACGGUCACAUCGCCCGAAACCUCUGCUACUCGGUGGCCGUUCUUCGUCUUCUUGUGUGGCUCCAUGUUCUGCCUCCUCUCAAGCAGCACUUGCCACCUCUUCGCUUGCCAUUCCCACAACUUAAACAUCCUACUGCUGAGAAUGGACUACGUUGGCAUCGCGGUCAUGAUCAUCACCUCCUUCUUCCCUCCUAUUUUCUACAUCUUCCAAUGUGAGCCGAUCUGGCAGAUCGUUUACCUCACCGGAAUCUCAGUCAUGGGUGCUUUCACCAUUGUAACCCUAUUGACGCCUGCUUUUUCGACCGGUAAAUUUCGUGGCUUCCGUGCAAUGCUUUUCGUGGCCAUGGGACUAUUCGGGCUUGUACCCGCGGUCCAUGCCGUGGUUGUGAACUGGAAUGAGUCUAGGAGGAAUGUUACCCUAGCUUAUGAAUUGGUCAUGGCACUAGCGUAUUUGACAGGGACCGCGUUUUAUGUCACGCGGAUCCCAGAGAGGUGGAAGCCGGGGUUUUUCGACCUAGCCGGACACAGUCAUCAAAUAUUCCAUGUUUUUGUGAUAUUGGGUGCAUUGGCUCAUUAUGGGGCUGCACUUGUGUUUCUGGAAUUUCGCGGCGAAGUAGGCUGCGGUCGGACUAAGUGAGGUGUUGGUGGAUUUGUGCUUGCAUUCGUAGGAAUGAAUGUUCGAGCCUUUAGAGAGAUUGAAGUGUUUGAUUAAUUUGUUGUAUCAUUGUCAUAUAAUAGAUUCAAUUAUUGAAGACUGGAUCUUGUUUUGCUGCUCUCUGAGAGUAUGCAUUAUGAAGUAGGUUGAUCUGAUGUAGAACAUCAUCUUUGGAAUUUCAAGUACAGGGAUUCUGAAAA
This is a messenger RNA of Rhododendron vialii, 1521 nucleotides long. RefSeq names its product heptahelical transmembrane protein ADIPOR1. Gene Ontology annotation, biological process: response to hormone. The transcript has 4 exons. The coding region runs from base 179 to 1303 and encodes 374 amino acids. Gene Ontology annotation, cellular component: membrane. Gene Ontology annotation, molecular function: signaling receptor activity. The record is from RefSeq and is a predicted model, not a curated record. NCBI's taxonomy places the organism in Eukaryota, Viridiplantae, Streptophyta, Magnoliopsida, Ericales, Ericaceae.